Molecule: messenger RNA, 321 nt
Organism: Hirundo rustica (Barn swallow)
Lineage: Eukaryota; Metazoa; Chordata; Aves; Passeriformes; Hirundinidae
Product: apovitellenin-1-like
Exons: 3
Coding region: 1-321 (106 amino acids)
Biological process (GO): lipid metabolic process
Cellular component (GO): chylomicron
Molecular function (GO): enzyme inhibitor activity
Source: RefSeq, a predicted model, not a curated record
AUGCUGCAGUCCAGGGCAUUGGUGAUAGCUCUGAUUCUGCUCCUUGGCACCACUCUCCCCGAAGUGCAGUCAAAGUCCAUCUUUGAGAAAGACCGACGUGAGUUGCUGGCUAUCCCUGAGCAAAUUGCAUCUUACUUCUAUGAAGCUGUGAACAAGGUGUACCCUAAAGUCAGUCAGUUCUUUCUGGAUACUGUCCAGAGUCCAACAGUUAUUGCGGCCAGACAGAGACUCGCCAAAGAAGCAACUAAAGUCAGUAUAAUGUUUGAACAGCUGAUUGAAAAAAUAAAGAACCUGUGGUACACAAGAAUCCUAGGCUAUUAG